UAAAUCAAAGACACAUGCUCUCUUUCUACUCCUUUUUCUCUCGUCAACAACAACAAAAAAACCAAGAGGACAGCUUGGUUUUACAAAUCAUAUUAUUCCCAUUAUUAUUCUUUCUUUUUUUAAAAAAAAUUUAAAAGAAAAACAUUUAGGCUAAGAUCACGGCAUAAAUUUUGGUCUGACUCACUUAGAUUUGAACAACAAAGUUUCAAAUUUCCAGAUUUCAGGCAAUAACAUUUCGUCAGUCAUGGAGAACUCCGGCGAGUUUCCGGUAUCGGCGGCGAAGCAAGAAGAUGAAGUUAUCGAAAUUCCAUCUUUGUUGACUGUCAUUUCAUCCAAGGAAAUUCAAGGUUUUGAUACUACUGAAGGCAUUGACAAGAUUGCAGAUAACAGAGAAACUGAAGUAACAAAUGGGAUUCAAUCUGUGUCAAUUAGCAUGCCACAUACACCAAGGAAGGUGUAUUUUAAUGAUCACCCUCAAGAAUUUUCAUCCAAAGUUGUUCCACAUGGUUCUCCUCCUUCCGAGACAACUGAAGCUAAAUACUACUCUCAGCCAAUGCCGAGAACGGCGACUCCCGUCGAGGUGGCCGGUAACGGACAAAACCCGGCCCAGUAUUCCGGCCCACAGGCGAGGAACCCCCACGUAGAACGACUCAAGGACGCAAGGUUCGACUCUUUCAAGACGUGGUCCGGUAAGCUCGAGAGGCAGUUGUCUCACCUCAGAGGAAAACCCGUCGAGCCACAGCCAGAACGCAAGCCUCGUGACCACGCAGAGGGCGAGCCAUUGCCUGUGGAUCGGUACUUUGAUGCAUUAGAAGGACCUGAACUGGACACUCUUCGUCCAUCAGAGGAGUUGAUGCUCCCAGACGACAAAACAUGGCCGUUCCUCCUCCGUUUCCCAAUCGCCUCCUUCGGUAUAUGCCUCGGCGUAAGCAGCCAAGCCAUCCUAUGGAAAACCAUAGCAAACUCCUCCUCCACAACCUUCCUGAAAGUCAGCCCUUUAGUAAACUUAAUCCUCUGGACAAUCUCAAUCGCAUUAGUAAUCAUCGUCGCCAUCAUCUACUCCCUCAAACUCAUCUUCUACUUUGAAGCAGUUCGCCGUGAAUACUACCACCCAAUAAGAGUCAACUUCUUCUUCGCACCAUUCAUAUCACUCCUUUUCUUAGCACUCGGUUGCCCACCAUCUGUAACCAAGGACCUUCACCAAUCACUUUGGUACAUCCUCAUGUUCCCCUUCUUGUGCCUAGAACUUAAAAUCUAUGGUCAAUGGAUGUCGGGUGGUCAACGGAGGUUAUCCAAAGUGGCUAACCCUGUUAACCACCUGUCUGUAGUCGGAAACUUUGUGGGUGCUUUGUUGGGUGCGUCUAUGGGUCUUAAAGAAGGACCUAUCUUCUUCUUCGCGGUUGGGAUGGCUCAUUACACGGUUUUGUUUGUGACUCUUUAUCAACGUCUUCCUACGAAUAAGACGCUUCCUAAGGAGCUUCAUCCUGUGUUUUUUCUCUUUGUUGCUGCUCCUAGUGUUGCUUCUAUGGCUUGGGCUAAGAUUCAAGGGUCUUUUGAUUAUGGUUCGAGGAUUGCUUACUUCAUUGCCAUCUUCCUCUACUUCUCUUUGGCCGUACGGAUCAACUUCUUCAGAGGAUUCACAUUCUCAUUAGCAUGGUGGGCAUACACAUUCCCAAUGACAGGAGCAGCAAUUGCAACCCUAAGAUACUCAAACGAAGUAACAAAUUGGGUGACAAGAACUUUAGCCUUAAUCUUAACCGCAAUCUCAACACUAGUAGUUACCUCCUUACUAGUGACAACUCUUCUCCAUGCCUUUGUGUUUAGAAACCUGUUCCCUAACGACAUAGCAAUUGCCAUCAGUGAUAGAGCGGUUAAGCCGCAACGUAAGAAGUGGUUUAAGCAUCUGAGACAUGGGAGUUCAGAUGCUAAUGAUAUUGAGCAGUACUUGAAGUUUGUUAGUACGGAAGGGAACGAUGUUGAAUCUUCUGUUGAACCUUCUAGAAACAAUAAUAAUGAGAAGGAGGAGAAUGGUGGGAUUGUCUAGAAGUUUCUGGAAUGUGUUGAAGAUUAACAAGGGAUAUAUGGAACUCAUGGAAGAUGAUGGAAGGAAGAGCCAAUGAAGUCUCUAUGACUAUCAAGAAUUGAGAGAGAGGCUUAAUAAAUAUGAUGUUGUAAUAAGAGAUAUUCUCUCCGUCUCAAUUUACUGCUGCUUGUUUGACCAGUUCUUGUGAGAGUUUUUUGGUCAAAAUGGGGGAAGUAAAACGAGACUGGGGGAGUAAGUGUUGGUUCUUGUUAAGUUACUCGGUAAAUAAGAAGGUUUCGGUUUGUACAUGUGUACAAAGAGUUCGAGGAUUACUAUGAAGAGAUCGCGGUGAUUAAGGCUUAAUUAGUUGUUAUUACAUUGAAGGAAGUUAUCUUCCCUCCGAGCUAUUGUGACUUGUGAGGGAUGAACUUUACUUGACUAUAUGAAAAAAGGUCCUUAAAGUAAUGUGGAGCCUAAGUUUUUGUAUCAA
This is a messenger RNA of Spinacia oleracea (spinach), 2513 nucleotides long. Its product is annotated as S-type anion channel SLAH2. Gene Ontology annotation, cellular component: membrane. Lineage: Eukaryota; Viridiplantae; Streptophyta; Magnoliopsida; Caryophyllales; Amaranthaceae. Gene Ontology annotation, molecular function: voltage-gated monoatomic anion channel activity. The record is from RefSeq and is a predicted model, not a curated record. Gene Ontology annotation, biological process: transmembrane transport; intracellular monoatomic ion homeostasis. Bases 245 to 2044 code for a protein of 599 amino acids. The transcript has 5 exons.